AUGAGACGAAAAAAGGCGAUUGAAAAGGCGAAACAACAACGGUUACUUUUCCUGCAAAUUCUCACCACAAUCUUCGUGGUUGAAGUUAAUUCUGAUGACAGGGGUGGCAGUUUUCACAGAUUGGUGCCCACGAUGUCCAAUAUCUCCAUAAAGGAAACCACUUUCCUUUGUGAUGCAGCGGUUCAGAAGAAGUUACAGAGAAAUAACUUCUAUAAAGUCUGUUUGCAACGAACAGAACUUUAUUCGUUUCUCUCUAAUUAUCUUGCAAAUCUACUGUUCUUCUACUGGAGAUUUAGGAUUUCUCUGCGAUUCAUGGCAGACGGUAUACGAAGAGCAAUGCAAGAUAUCGAUUUGGGUUUCAAUAAUGCUCCUUUUGUUCUCCCGGCCGAAGUAGUUCGGCAAGCGGCUGAGGAGAAUAGCUUCAUCCUCAUUGGCAGACCAGUGAUGCCAAGGCGUCAGAACCUUCGUGCGAUUGUCGCUACAAUGCCUCGUAAUUGGGGUUUUGAAGGGAUUGUUCGCGGUCGAGUCACUGAAGGAAGGAGAUUUCAAUUUGUGUUUCCCUCGGAGGAGGCUUUGGAGACUGUUCUUCGUAGAGGACCAUGGGCCUAUGCGGAGAGGAUGCUGGUGUUACAGCGGUGGACGCCGUUGAUGGAUAUGGAGUUACUCAACUUUAUUCCUUUUUGGAUACAAGAUCGUGGGAUCCCCUUCCAGUACAUGAACCGUGAAGUCAUUGUGAACAUUGCAAGGCUCAUGGGUCAGUACAUCCAAAUGGAUUACAAUGAGGAAGUGGGAGGAAGACAAGAGUUUGUGAGGAUCAGACUCAACUGGAAUGUUGCGCAUCCUGUUUGCUUCCAACAACAUUUCCGAUUCACACUGGGCGUUAACACUCUCCUUCGGUUCAGAUUUGAGCGAUUGAGAGGUUUCUGCGAGGAAUGUGGCAUGCUCACUCAUGAUUCAGGAGCGUGUAUCAUCAACAAUGGGGGCAUGGAGCAAGGUGGAGGUGAUGAUGAUGGCGACAAUGAUCAGGAUGAUGAUGCGCCAGCACCAAAUCACGGUGUGAUUAUUGAGGAAAUUCACGAAGAGGAGGCAAUGGAAGAGGAAGUUGUGGCUGAUCCAGUUCAAAAAGAGUAUGGGAACACAGAGGUUAUGGAGACAGAGGCAGAUGAUGAAGAAUUAUGA
This is a messenger RNA of Raphanus sativus (radish), 1179 nucleotides long. RefSeq lists its product as uncharacterized. The transcript has a single exon. Bases 1 to 1179 code for a protein of 392 amino acids. The record is from RefSeq and is a predicted model, not a curated record. NCBI's taxonomy places the organism in Eukaryota, Viridiplantae, Streptophyta, Magnoliopsida, Brassicales, Brassicaceae.